Metarhizium brunneum ARSEF 3297 is the source of this 2172-nucleotide messenger RNA. It is a transcript of the gene LOX5, whose product is annotated as Linoleate 9S-lipoxygenase 5. The record is from RefSeq and is a predicted model, not a curated record. Gene Ontology annotation, molecular function: metal ion binding; oxidoreductase activity, acting on single donors with incorporation of molecular oxygen, incorporation of two atoms of oxygen. Gene Ontology annotation, biological process: lipid oxidation. NCBI's taxonomy places the organism in Eukaryota, Fungi, Ascomycota, Sordariomycetes, Hypocreales, Clavicipitaceae.
AUGCCUAUUCCUGGAGUUGAUCUACCGCUGCGGCCGGCCAAUGCUCCGGCGAUUCCUGAACCAAAUGAAAUUCUGAAGCAUCCAUCCCUUGAUGCACGCAAAAGGGAACUUGAAACUGAUAUCAAAGAUGUACCAUUUGUCGACAUCGAUCCUGGUGUCUUCGAUACCGAACUGGUCAAGUUGAAGCUGUACGCCAAGCCAAACCCAGAGCACCUGGAGAAACCGCCAGUUCUUGGUGGAGGAAACAUCACAAAGGGGACAUACUCUGGAACCCAGGCUGCAUUGACCCAUGCUUACAGUCGAAUUGAGCGAAGCUACGAAUCCUACUUUGAUGUCAUGCAAGUUGAAUCAACGCUGCCUCGAUACACAGAUCUUUCGACUAAAAGGGGCCUUUUCCAAUACUCGCCGUACCCGAAAAACGCUGAUGGUACUGUUGCACGGUAUCCUCCCCACCUUCAAGACAUUCCAAAGGAUAAUCAAGUUUCCUUGUUGAAGAUUUUCAAUGCUCUGGGUCUUGCAGAGACUGAAAUAUUAAUCAAGCAAGUCAUUCCUGACAGCUUUCUGGGAAAGACCGCUACAUGGCUUCUUGAUCUUGCCAAUGGAAACGUCAGCGAUGCGGCGAAUCAAGGAUACAGUAUUAAAGCCUACGAAACAUACAACAAGCUCCACCGCAAGUCUGGGACAGAUAUCGAGCAGGGAGCCAACCUGGGUCUCUUGGCGGACUGGUAUGGCGAUCGCCGCUUUGCUGAUCAGUCCUUUACAGGGACUAACCCUACUACGAUCGAGAAGAUCCCCAAGGACUUGUUGGAUGAGUUUAUCGCCGAGGCAGGGCGAGGCGGAUAUGACGACUGGGCCAAAACCCUUGGUGCCACCGACCCAAGCUCACUCUUCGUCCAAGACUGCCGCUAUUUUCGAAAAGCCGUUGGUGCUCAGCCCAACGAAGAGCUACACCACAAGGAACGCUCAUCAGCCGACAGCUGGGCAUGUGCGGCCGUGACGCUGUUUCAGCUUCAUCCAGAUGGCCAACUACACCCCGUUGCCAUUGUCUGCGACUACAAGGUCAACAUGGCAAGCUCGGUCGUCAUUUUUAACCAAAGGAGGCUCCCCUCGGACCCAACCGACCGGCAAGAAAGCGACUGGCCGUGGCGAUAUGCCAAGACGUGCGCUCAGGUCUCCGACUGGAUUCGUCACGAAGUCGGCGUUCAUCUGACCCGCGCGCACAUGAUUGAGGAAUCCCUGAUUGUGGCUACGCAUCGCACCAUUCCCAUGAACCACAUUGUGUACAAGCUACUCGAGCCGCACUGGUACAAGACUCUCUCUCUCAACGCCGCGGCCAGAUCGACCCUUGUGCCUCAAAUCAUCAAGGACCUGGUCGGCCUGAAGCCCGACUACUUGUAUCAGUUCAUCCGUUACGAGUUUGAAAACUUUGACUUUGUGCAGAGCUACAUCCCCAACGACUUGAAAAGACGAGGCUUUCCCAACACGACACAGGGCCUGUCCGACGCCAAGUACAAGAACUACGCCUACGGCAAGAACAUGGUCUCCAUGUGGUCCUGCAUUCGUGAAUACGUCAUGACGAUGCUCCGAACCUACUACAAGGAUGACAAGAUGGUGCAGCAAGACCAAUACAUCAUGGACUGGUCCAAGGAGGUCCAGACAAACGGGUUCAUCAAGACUUUUCCUACCAUCGGGACCCUGGACCAGCUGUGCGAUGUCGUCACCAUGAGCAUUCACAUUGCGGCGCCGUUCCACACCGCCGUCAACUAUCUCCAAAACUUCUACCAAGCCUUUGUCCUCGCCAAACCACCCUGUCUCUGCAGCAAAAUGCCCGAAAACAUCAACGAUCUCAACAAGUAUACUGAGAAAAACCUCGUCGAGGCGCUCCCCAUCGGCCGGCAGAGGCAGUGGCUGCUGUCAGUACAGAUUCCCUGGCUGCUUAGUUUCAAGGUACCCAGUGAUCGCAGCCUCAUCACGUUUGCGCAAUCCCAGUGGAGGGCGCACUAUGGCAACGACAGGGCCGACCAAGAAAUCAGGGCCAUUAGCGAGCGGUUCUACAAUGAGCUUAGGAAAUUGGAGGUUGAGUUUCUUGCUACUAGCCGAGACAUGGAUGACGGAAGCAUUCCUUACAUGGUUAUGGAUCCAACUAAUACCGCGGUAUCUAUUUUGAUCUAA